This is a messenger RNA of Nerophis lumbriciformis (worm pipefish), 1152 nucleotides long. NCBI's taxonomy places the organism in Eukaryota, Metazoa, Chordata, Actinopteri, Syngnathiformes, Syngnathidae. The record is from RefSeq and is a predicted model, not a curated record.
AUGACAGAGUUUUGGUUGAUCUCUGCUCCUGGAGAGAAGACUUGCCAACAAACAUGGGACAAAAUGAUGACGGCCACCACACGCAACAACAACCUUUCGAGCAACCACAAGUUCAGCAUCCCCGACCUAAAGGUGGGGACACUUGAUGUUUUAGUCGGGCUGUCAGAUGAAUUGGCCAAAUUGGAUUCCUUUGUUGAAAGCGUAGUGAAGAAGGUGGCCCAGUAUAUGGCUGAUGUGUUGGAAGACAGUCGAGACAAAGUCCAGGAGAACUUGUUGGCUAAUGGAGUUGAUCUCAUUACCUACAUCACACGGUUUCAAUGGGACAUGGCUAAGUAUCCUAUCAAGCAAUCACUUAAAAACAUCUCUGAAAUCAUCUCAAAGCAAGUCACCCAGAUUGACAACGAUUUAAAGGCCCGAGCAUCAUCUUAUAACAACUUGAAAGGAAACCUACAGAACCUUGAAAGAAAAAAUGCAGGGAGCCUUCUGACUAGGAGCCUGGCUGACAUUGUCAAGAAGGAAGACUUUGUUCUUGACUCUGAGUAUCUAAUCACCUUGCUGGCAGUUGUUCCAAAAACAUCUUAUGCUGACUGGCAGAAAACAUAUGAAACACUUGCCGAGAUGGUAGUUCCUCGUUCCUCAAAUCUUUUGUUUGAGGACAAUGACAGUGGGUUGUUCAGUGUAACUCUGUUCCGGAAAGCCAUCGACGACUUCAAACACAAAGCCAGAGAGAACAAAUUCUCAGUGAGAGACUUUCAGUACAACGAAGAAGAGAUGAAGGCAGAUAAAGAGGAGAUGACGCGUCUAUCUACAGAUAAAAAGAAGCAAUUUGGACCACUUGUCCGAUGGCUGAAAGUCAACUUCAGUGAAGCCUUCAUCGCUUGGAUCCACAUCAAAGCACUUAGGGUUUUUGUGGAAUCUGUUCUAAGAUAUGGGCUUCCAGUAAACUUCCAGGCCAUGUUACUUCAGCCUAACAAGAAGACUACAAAGAAGCUAAGGGAGGUGCUCAAUGAUCUAUACAAACAUCUGGACAGCAGUGCAGCAGCAAUCAUUGAUUCGGCAAUGGAUAUUCCAGGUUUGAAUUUGAGUCAGCAAGAAUACUAUCCUUACGUCUACUACAAGAUUGACUGCAACCUUCUGGAGUUCAAAGUCUAA